UUUUCAUGGUGUCUGCUUUUUCUGCUGAGAAUAAGGGACAGAGGUUAAAGGGUUUUCUCUGAAAUCAAGGGGAAAGAAUCGAAUUGCGCCUUUCAUCUGGGUUUGAGCGCAGAGAAGACGGACAGUUUGUUUAUUGAAAAUGGUUACUAGAACAGUGGAUCUCCGGUCUGACACAGUCACCAAACCCACUGAAACAAUGAGGGCUGCAAUGGCAAUUGCUGAGGUGGAUGAUGAUGUAUUGGUUUGUGACCCUACUGCCGUUCGCCUUGAAACGGAAAUGGCAAGGAUCACAGGGAAGGAAGCUGCUCUGUUCGUUCCAUCAGGCACCAUGGGCAACCUCAUUAGUGUGCUUGUUCACUGUGAGGUGAGGGGAAGUGAAGUCAUUCUAGGAGACAAUUCCCAUAUACAUAUAUAUGAGAAUGGAGGCAUUUCAACCCUUGGAGGUGUGCAUCCGAGGACAGUGAAAAAUAAUGAAGAUGGAACUAUGGAUAUCAAUCUCAUUGAAGCAGCCAUCAGAGAUCCAAGAGGGGAGCUUGUGUACCCAACCACAAGGCUUAUAUGCUUGGAGAACACGCAUGCCAACUGUGGUGGUAGAUGCCUUCCUGCAGAAUAUAUAGACAGAGUUGGAGAGUUAGCCAAGAAACAUGGGUUAAAGCUUCAUAUUGAUGGAGCCCGUAUUUUCAAUGCAUCAAUUGCACUUGGUGUACCAGUUCACAGGCUUUUACAAGCUGCUGACUCAGCUUCGGUAUGUCUCUCAAAGGGUUUGGGUGCUCCCAUUGGAAGUGUGAUUGUUGGUUCCAAAAGUUUUAUUGCUAAGGCUAGGAGGCUGAGGAAAACCUUAGGUGGUGGGAUGAGACAGGUUGGUAUCAUUUGUGCUGCUGCUUUAGUUGCACUGCAAGAGAACAUUGCAAAGCUUGAGGGUGAUCACAAGAAAGCUAAGAUUUUAGCUGAAGGACUGAAUCAAAUUAAGGGCCUAAAAGUCAAUGUUACUUCAGUGGAGACCAAUAUUGUAUAUUUUGAAAUAGUGGAGGGCUCAAACAUCACGGCAGAAAAACUAUGCAAGUACUUGCAAGAACAUGGCGUGCUUAUGAUGCCAGAGAGCUCGUCGAGGAUUAGAGUUGUGCUCCACCACCAAAUAUCAGGAACUGAUGUGCAGUAUACAUUGUCAUGCAUUCAGCAAGCUGUAACUGGAGUCCAUGAUUGCAACGGCGACUUGAAAGAAAUUUCUGUCUAAAAUGAUUUAGUGUUUGUGUAUGCCAUGCUCUAAAUUUCAAGGACAUAAAACUUACUGAAUCACCCUUGAGUCUCUCUGAGUGAGACUUUUUCAGUAAGAAACUGCAUUGUAUGUUGAAUGUUUUAGAAUAAUUAUGGUUUGCCUGGUUUUGGCUUUUGUUACUGUGAAACUGAAUGAAAUGUCGAAUGCUGCUUCUACAUUUCUAAAUUUAA
Vitis riparia (riverbank grape) is the source of this 1446-nucleotide messenger RNA. RefSeq names its product probable low-specificity L-threonine aldolase 2. The record is from RefSeq and is a predicted model, not a curated record. Lineage: Eukaryota; Viridiplantae; Streptophyta; Magnoliopsida; Vitales; Vitaceae. Bases 140 to 1234 code for a protein of 364 amino acids. Gene Ontology annotation, cellular component: cytosol. Gene Ontology annotation, biological process: glycine biosynthetic process; L-threonine catabolic process. Gene Ontology annotation, molecular function: L-allo-threonine aldolase activity. The transcript has 10 exons.